Messenger RNA from Maylandia zebra (zebra mbuna), 7572 nucleotides. RefSeq names its product mannosidase, alpha, class 2A, member 2 (gene man2a2). Gene Ontology annotation, cellular component: Golgi membrane. Gene Ontology annotation, biological process: N-glycan processing; protein deglycosylation; mannose metabolic process. The record is from RefSeq and is a predicted model, not a curated record. NCBI's taxonomy places the organism in Eukaryota, Metazoa, Chordata, Actinopteri, Cichliformes, Cichlidae. Gene Ontology annotation, molecular function: carbohydrate binding; alpha-mannosidase activity.
GCAGCAGCUGCUCAGCGGCGCUAGCUGCUAAGCUAGUUUAGGUAAUCUGUCAGCCUGCAGCUAAAUCCACGUACACUGCUGGGCUUUACACUCUUCCGGAAUACUUUCCUUUCAUGGCUGAAGAAGACCCUCUAAUGUGAUUUCAACUUGGCACUUGUGAUCAAGGACAGACUCGCUGUCCAUGUUGCCACACUGGAUAUGCAGUGACUCUGCUGCUGAGAGAGGAAUGACAUUUGUCUCAUUGUAAUUCCUGGAGCUGCUUUGGGAACAGUUUGGGCUUGAUUAAAAAAAGCUAACAAAAAACCUAGAAAAAAACAAAGUUGCUGUUCAGAGCCAAGUUGGUCUUUUCUUCCACAGCCUGCUCUUUUACACUUUCACUGCCUAGUGUGCAAACUGUUACGGCCCUUGGGGCCAACUGAGAAAAAGGGGACUCUAGCUGUAGUGGAUUAGACUCUGCCGUGGAAAAGGGACUGGACCAAGAGAGCAGGCCCACAGCAACACGCAUCAUGCUGUGGGUACACUAGGUUCCCUGUCUGAACCGCUUCUGUGUGGCACUUUUUUUUUCUUUUCCUGCAAUCUCAUUGAUUUGGAUGGUUGAGCACAAGGGCCACUUUGAAGGAGACCACCGGUGGCUGUGGUUUGGCCAGAGCUGUCAGACUUCUUGCCAGCUAUUACUGAUUUAGUACCCUUGUCCACUGCUACUGCUGCUGUAACCUCUUCACUGUGGUCUCCAACAUGGUGAGUGGAGGCUGGAAGCAUCACAGGAGUGGAACUGAACCAUUAAUACUGGUCUAGUUGGUUAUUUUCCAACCUUUUUUUUUUCUUCCUCUUUAUCUUUUCUAUUGUAAAUGAUUGCAUUCCAAUUUUCUGGACCUUUUCCUCUGUACUGAAAAAACCCCUAAACUUCAGUCAAGGUCAUUUUUAAAAAAAAAUUGAAAGCCUGGAAAGAAUAUCGCUUCAGAGGAGGAUGAAGCUGAGGAAACAGGUGACGGUGUGUGGAGGGGCCAUAUUCUGUGUGGCUGUGUUCUCACUUUAUCUGAUGUUGGAUCGAGUCCAACAUGACCCUGCACGGCGACAGAGCGGCGGGAACUUUCCACGGAGCCAAAUUUCAGUCCUGCAGAACAGGAUUGAGCAGCUGGAGCAGCUCCUGGAGGAAAACCAUCAAAUCAUCAGCCACAUAAAGGAUUCUGUAAUGGAGCUCACAGACACAGGAGCUGUCUCUCCCAGUGGCCACCUGCCAUUCAGAAGUGCCAACGGUUCCUGGGUCCUACCCUUCGAUGGUCGUCCCACUUUCCUUGCUGUUAAGCCGCAGGAUUGUCAGUUUGCUGUAGGCAACAGAGAUCAACCAGACGUCCAGAUGCUGGAUGUGUACUCCCUCCUCAAAUUUGACAACCCUGAUGGUGGUGUAUGGAAGCAGGGCUUUGACAUCACUUAUGAACCUAAUGAGUGGGAUAACGAACCACUGCAAGUAUUUGUGGUCCCUCAUUCGCACAAUGAUCCAGGUUGGGUCAAGACUUUUGACAAGUAUUUCACAGACCAGACGCAACAUAUUUUAAACAACAUGGUGGUGAAGCUGGCUGAGGAUCCUCGCAGGAAGUUCAUCUGGUCUGAGAUUUCAUUCUUCUCCAAGUGGUGGGAGACUGCAGAUGUACACAAACAGGAGGCAAUGCGCAAACUGAUCCUCGGAGGACAGCUAGAGAUUGUGACAGGAGGCUGGGUGAUGACGGAUGAAGCCAAUGCCCAUUACUUUGCCAUGAUAGACCAGCUCAUUGAAGGGCAUCAGUGGCUGGAGAGUAAUCUAGGUAUAACUCCUUGCAGCGGGUGGGCUGUAGACCCGUUUGGUCACAGUGCUACUAUGCCCUAUCUACUGAAGAGGGCCAACCUGACCAGCAUGCUCAUCCAGAGGAUCCACUACUCCAUUAAAAAACAUUUUGCCUCCACCCGAAAUCUGGAGUUUAUGUGGAGGCAGGCAUGGGACAUGGGGUCAAACACAGACAUCUUUUGCCACAUGAUGCCCUUUUAUAGCUAUGAUGUACCUCACACCUGUGGACCUGAUCCAAAGAUCUGCUGCCAGUUUGACUUCAAGAGGCUACCAGGCGGAAGGAUAAAUUGUCCCUGGAAAGUGCCACCAAAAACUAUUGUGGAAGCCAACGUAGCAGAGAGGGCACAGCUGCUCCUGGAUCAGUACCGUAAAAAAUCGAAACUCUACCGCAGUAAGGUGCUCCUUGUUCCUCUGGGGGAUGACUUCCGCUAUGAUAAAGCCCUUGAGUGGGAUCAGCAGUAUAUCAACUACCAGAAGCUGUUUGACUACAUGAAUUCUCACCCUGAGAUGCAUGUACAAGCACAAUUUGGGACUCUCACAGACUACUUCAACGCCGUAUACAAAACAAACGGCGUGGCCCAGGGAUCCAGGCCGGCAGGCUACCCGGUGCUCAGUGGAGAUUUCUUUGCCUACGCAGACCGUGAAGACCACUACUGGACUGGUUAUUUUACCUCCCGACCCUUUUACAAGAGUAUGGACCGCGUCAUAGAGUCCCAUCUCAGGGGGGCAGAGAUCCUCUACAGCCUGGCAGUUGCAAAUGCUAGGCAUGCGGGCAUGGCAGGGCGUUACCCGGUUUCGGAUUAUUCCCUGCUAGUGGAUGCCAGGCGCUCCGUUGGCCUCUUCCAGCAUCACGACGCCAUAACUGGCACAGCAAAAGAAAAUGUUGUCAUCGACUACGGCACCAAAUUACUGCGGUCACUUAUUGGUCUGAAGAGAGUGAUCAUUAAUGCUGCUCAUUUCCUGGUGAUGAAGAACAAAGAGUUUUAUCGCUUUUACCAGACGGAGCCUUUUCUGGAGACGGAUGACAGGCGUGCUACUCAAGACUCUAUGCCUCAGCGCACUUUAAUCGAGCUGGACCCUGCAGGACCAAGGUACCUGGUUAUGUUCAACCCAGUUGAGCGAGAGAGGCUAUGCGCGGUGACCGUGUUGGUUAACACAGUCAGGGUUCGGGUGCUUACUGAGGAUGGACAGACGCUUCCCGUACAGCUGAGUGCUCAGUGGAGCUCUGCGAGUCAGAUGAGUGCAGAGGUGUUUGAGGCGACAUUCAUGGUUCGUCUCCCGCCUCUCGCUCUGGCUGUUUUCCAUCUGUAUGACUCUCCGGACUCACCCAUGACACUACGUUCGGACACUCUACUCAGGCUAUCUGGUCGGGGUGUUGCCGCCCGAGCUGUGGACCCGCUUCCUGUCCGCUCUCAGCAAGCCGACUCUCAGACCUUCUACAUCAGCAGUCAGUCUCUAACGCUAGGCUUCUCUGGAACCACCGGCCUGCUGGAGAGUAUCAAACGCAAGGAUGAUCCUCAGGAAGUGAAGGUUCAGAUGCAGUUCAUGGUGUACGGCACUCGUCCUUCUAAAGACAAGAGUGGCGCUUACCUCUUUCUGCCAGAUGGAAAAGCAAAGCCUUACCACCAGAAAGAGCCACCUGUGGUGCGAGUUGUUGAGGGGCCUCUUUUCUCUGAGGUGGUGGCACACUACCAGCACUUUCAACAAACCAUCCGCAUCUACAAUGUGCCAGGGGUGGAUGGUUUAUCAAUAGACAUCACCACCAUGGUGGACAUUAGAGAUCAGACCAAUAAGGAGCUGGCCAUGCGACUGGUCACUGACAUCCAGAGUGGAGAGGUCUUCUACACAGACCUCAAUGGCUUCCAGAUGCAGCCUCGCCAACACUACCUGAAGCUGCCCUUGCAAGCCAACUUCUAUCCCAUGCCCAGCCAGGCGUACAUCCAGGAUGGCAACUACCGCCUCACGCUGCACACGGCUCAGGCUCUGGGUGUCAGCAGCCUGGAGAGUGGCCAGCUCGAAGUGAUUAUGGACCGACGACUGAUGCAGGAUGAUAAUCGUGGGCUGGGUCAGGGCUUGAAAGACAACAAGAAGACGGCCAAUCGUUUCCGGCUGCUGCUGGAGAGGAGAUCAGCCAGUAACAAGCACGAUGGCUUCUUUGCCAAACUCUCGUCCUUGUUACGUUCUUUUCUCUCUCCAUUACUGAGUGACCGAGUUCAAGAGAUGACUGACAGUGCAACAACCAGCUUCCCAUCUGUACUCAGUCACAUGACCAAUGCCAUGCUGAACCAUGAGGUGUUGGCCUUACCCAUUCUGCCCAAAAGACGUGGCAUCCCUCCUCUACAAACCUUUGCUCCCCUCAAGUCCAUCCUCCCCUGCGACCUCCACCUGGUGAACCUCCGCAGCAUCCAGAGCCAGCAGGACCCCCUGUCUCCCUCUCCAUACACCGCUUUGAUUCUUCACCGUCUCGCGCUGGACUGCAACUUCGAAGCUCAGAACCUCGGAUUCAACUGCACCACCACUCAGGGACAGCUGAGCGUGUCGGCUCUGUUCAAGAACCUGGACCUACAGCUGCUUCAGCCCAUGUCACUAACUCUGAUGCACUCCGGCACGCCUCUGGCCAACAACACCACCAUCACCCUCGAUCCCAUGGAGAUCUCUGCCUUCAAGCUCAAGCUGCGAUAAGAACGGUGCCGAUCAAAAGAAACCCUCUAAGACUCCUCGGACCAACAACCACCUCCCACGCCGAGCAUGGGCUGGCAACGGAGGGGUCUGGGACUCUGUUUUUUUUUUUUGUUUGUUUUAAAGUAGAACCACAAACGCUACAAGAGAGAUAGGGUCCACUGUAACAGGACUGACUGCACAGCAGGGGGCAGGCGAUAGCCGUUACUGCAGAUGGCUCAAAGAGCAGCUGAACCCGGGUGAACUUUUAGCUGUUCCAAAAUGACAAAGACGGCCAGAAUCACUCAUCAGAUUCAGCCGGGUGUCUGUUCAGUGUCGGUGGUCGAAAAAUUAAGGGUUCUCCUUUGCAAGGAGUUUCUUUUUCUAUCUCUGCUUCAUCCUGCACUGAACUACUGAAUGUAAAUAUUCAAAAUGACAACAAAAAAAAGAGCCCGGGACGCGUGUCACAUCAGAGUGCAAUUUGCAAAGCUUUAUUUAGAAAAUGGGCUCUUAAUUUUGUUUUUUCCCCACAAAUGCAGCAAAGAUGAAACAGAUCAGUGUUUUGAUUUUGAACUGUUAUAAGGUUGACUGACUUUUUUUUUUUUCCCCUCCUUUUUGACAGUCUCAGUUGCAGCAAAGAGAAUGUGAGGUCUUUUUUUUUUUUCCUCUCAUAUCUCAACUCACCAGGAGACAGAAGCUACGAAUCCUUACGCUGCCCGAUUCCCACUUUGGUCACUAUGUGAUAACCGUGCGAUCAUUAAUCAUACUGGGUGACUGUUUACCUGUCCACUGUUUCUCCUUGUAGAUAGGAAACUUUCUUUUUCCUCUUCCUGAGCUUCCUCUUCGCGGAUGAAAAAUGUGUGGAAAGACUGAAUUUCAAGCUCCCGUUGGUCGUUCCUGUGCUCGUACUUCACUGUUGAGAGUUUGGGCUGUACCAUACUGUAUGCAGUAGAAGAUUAGACAAAGACUAUACCUCAUAUAUACCAUGCAGCAGAUAUAUUGGUACCUGUGUGUCUGUGGAGUAUGUUUAUGUGAAUAUAUGAAGGUUUGUUUGUUUUUGUUUUGUUUUUUUAAAAUGGGAGCAUUUUCGAGGUGUACACGUUCAGGGACCAUCCAUAAUACUGUUGAUUAUCAUUAGUUAAUGUGGGUGUCUGUCGAGCAGUGCCUCAUUUCACUGAAGGAAAAUAAUUCACAUUGACGGGAAAUAUCAGAAAUUACGUGGUCAGUUCAUCCGAAUUAUAAAAGCAAAUACUAUUUUUUUUAUACUUCUAGUGGUGAGGAAACUCUUGAAGGAUGUUCUUUUGAUUUGCACCUUAUAUCAAGAAAAAAAACACCACUCCAAACGAUCAAUCAACUGAGGCUUUGGAGGUAUAAUAAUAUGUGGCCAUGCAGGUUGUUUUGAGAAAUCUGUUCAGGGCUUCUAUUACGUUACUUUCAUUAUGGCAAGGCUGUAAAACUAUCAUCACCAUUUCCAGAGCCCAAGGUGACUCAGUUUUAUUGCACUUUUUGUUUUGUGCAUUGCUCUGUCCAGAUUCCCAGAAAUAUUACGUUCAUUAAGACUUCAAACUGUAGCAGAUAGUGCUUUAAAAAGCUAAGUAGAAAAGAAUGUUUCUCAAUUUUAUUUUAUUUUGUUUCAUCUAAUCAUGGAUGGCACAGUGACUAUUACGCUCCAAAGUGUCGCUCAGAUUUCUGCCACACCACCCCAUUACAGCUAUUUUAAUUUGAUUUUUGAUUUUUUUUUUUUCCCCCCAUUGACUGCUGCUUUAAAAUUGCUGCUGCAAUCUUGUCGCAGAAACAAAAGAGCACGGCUGAUUUAGAGUGUGAAUGUGAGACCUUCUCAGCUGCGAAAAGCUAAAACUAAAUUGUGGAUCGAGGCUCGGGAACACCCCGAAAACAAAGGGGGGAAAACAUUUGCUUUGUUUUGUUAUGAUUGCUCGGUUUGGUUUCAUUAUUUCCUAAAAACUUGUCAGUAUACUGAGCAGAAAACAGGAAGCCAUAAACAUGUAGCAUAUGUUUUAUUAAAAUGGGUCUGGGAGCAGAAUUUCAUUGACAUUUAAGAGAGAUCUCCGAAGCUCGACUCUUAAUACAAACACUGCCUGCAUAGCCACAUACUACUGAAGUCCAGUUAUGCCUUUGGUCUAAUUUGGGUGAACUGAUCCACCUCCAAUCCCCAAAACAUCAAGUCUGUUUCUUCAGAUGAGCUGCACUUCUUUGUAUUUGAUCUCCACAGUGUUUCUUACCCCAAGGCUGUCUCCAGCCUUUCCUACCCUCAUUUGCUCUUUCACAGCAUCCAUAGAUGAUGUCAUCAGUGUCCAAAGCUUAGGACAGACAUCUCGUAGCCCCCCACCUGUGUCUUAGCCUCACCAUGUCGCGUCGCUUUACCCCGUCUCUAUAUUCACUUUUCUUUCCUUUUUUUCCUCCAUGGGAGGUCUGCUGCUUUUUGCUGCUCCCGCCACAAUUCAAUACUUUCUGCUCUGGCUCUCACAGUGAGCGCCGCAGAACCCUUCUCUCCCCUCCAGCUGUGGUUAACAUUUCUGUCAGCAGAUUUCACUUCAUCUCCCAUCGCACUUUCUCCCCGGUGUCUUAUAACCUUGUCAUAAACUUCUCCCCUGCUGUUUCGAUGUGCGUCUGACUUUCUGUGUAAACGUCUUUUUCUUUUUUCUCUCCUUCUUGUAGCACUGUUUUUGUUUGUUCAGAGGUAAUAUAUGAAAGUCUCUUCUACUUGCAUUUGUUAUUCACGGGGGAUUAACGCUGCAGAAGAACAAAAAGAGAUGGGACGCGAAUAAAGAUGAAAACACAAAGUUAGCCUUUUGUAAAGGCCUCUCUUUAUCUUCUAAUACUUCCACCCCCCUCCCCAACUGUUUAAUUCAUUAAUUAAUAUCUGGAUAAUUAACAUGCUGUUCCUAAAUAGAUUAAGUGAUGAUCAGCAGGGGGCAACAUUGAGUCGGUGUAAAUGUCUGUGGAUGCUGUCAGUCAGAGAAGUGCAGCGGCAUAUCAACCCUCUUAGACUGUCCAAUGCUUCACUUGUCAGCAGUCGGUCUCCCGCUCGGCAUAUCUGUCAAGGCGAGCAUUAAAGUUUACACUUCAACUCA